UAUUGUUUACUGAAUUAAUUCAGUAAUGUGAUUUAUUUAAUUCAUUGAUAAGAAAAAUGUUUCAUUAUAUUAGAUACGUAAGCAUGGUGAAUUGUUGUUUUAUCAGUCGAUGAACAUUUCAAGUUCAUAUAUGUGCUAGUAAAUGAGCAUACUUUAAAGUCGUGUAGUUUUAAACGAUUUGUUUAUUGUGGUUCCAUUCCAUGAUUAUAGACGCAUGUAUGAAAUGGAUUUAAUAUCAGGAUGACAAAUAUGUGACACUCACACGCAUAAUGUGUUUCAUGACAAAAAAUGUGACGCAUGCGCAGUAUCAAUUUUAACUGAACUGGAAAAUGCAUCACAAAAGUUAUGGCCAGUGAGCGUGAUCCAUGGCAGUAAAUGACAUCUUGGCAAUCAUUAAUAAGUCUUGGCAUGAGUAAGCAGAAUACUGGCAAUCUAAAACUGCCCUCAUAACUGUGCCAACGGUCAUGCAUAUAUUGCAAAUCGUUUUACAAACAUAGGCAUUUCUUACUGUAUGUAGGCAAAUUAUUACACAUUGGCAAUACUGGAAAUCAAAUUCCCCGGAAAAGCCUGGUAUCUGCCUCACCAAUGAAGGGCUUUCAACGGACAUUUUCAGAUAUACUGUUACUCGUGGUUUUUCUUAUACUUAGUGCUUUACUGUUUACAAUCUACACUAGUACUAAAUCAGUUACAGUACGUCCCGUUCCGUAUGACUUUGAAGACAGUUACACGGUCGAACCAGUGUUUAACAAAGUGUUUGUCAACAAGAGCCAGUUCGAUCUUCGCAUUAUUGUAAUCACUUACAACAGGGCAGCUUCACUGUUAAGGUUAUUAAACUCGAUAAAUAAUGCCGAAUACUACUCAGAUAAAAUUAAAUUAGAGGUCUGGAUUGAUAUUUCCAAGGAAGGUAAAAAAGACAAUGCGACAAUAAACACCGCGUAUGAAUUUGAAUUUAAACAUGGGUCAUAUGACGUUCACGUGAGAGAAAAGCAUGCCGGUAUAUAUGGACAAUGGCUGACUUCCUGGAAACCGGUGAAACAAUCUGCAGAGAUCAGCGUUAUUCUUGAAGACGAUUUAACAGUAUCACAGUAUUUCUAUAAAUAUCUUAAACUUGUGCAUAGGAAAUAUGACAGUCACCCAGAGAUCAACGGGUACGCUUUACAAGGUGUUUCUAUUAAACACCACGUACAUGACAUGUCCACCCUUGAGGGUCCUCCCGGAAGUUUAGUUUUUCUAUAUCCGGUUCUCGGCACGUGGGGAUUUUCUCCAGUGACGGAUAAAUGGAUUGGAUUUUUAGACUGGUUCUAUUCAUUACGUAACAUGAGUGACGUAAACCCGGAUAUACCAAACAAUAUUGCGUCAGAGUGGUAUAAUAUGUUUCUCAAAGAGGGAAAGGCAGACACCAUGUGGGAAAUUUGGCACAUAUACCACGCUUGGCAAAACAAUUUAUACACUCUUUAUUCAAACUUUCCUGGACAUGCGGGGCUUAGCAAUACAGUUACAGAGAAGCGGGCCUACAGCUACGGUUCUAGCGCGGGAGCAUCAAACAAACUUCUUCGAAGAGUGGAAGCGAGAAUAUGA
Messenger RNA from Ruditapes philippinarum (Manila clam), 1578 nucleotides. RefSeq lists its product as uncharacterized. The transcript has 3 exons. Bases 586 to 1578 code for a protein of 330 amino acids. The record is from RefSeq and is a predicted model, not a curated record. Lineage: Eukaryota; Metazoa; Mollusca; Bivalvia; Venerida; Veneridae.